Echinostoma caproni is the source of this 1215-nucleotide messenger RNA. Lineage: Eukaryota; Metazoa; Platyhelminthes; Trematoda; Plagiorchiida; Echinostomatidae. The record is from the annotation of a GenBank genome assembly.
AUGGAUCCGAAUUCCCAUCUCAUGAUGAGUUCGUUCCUGUGGUGUGAUUUCCCUCCACCCCCGCCGGAUGCCUUUGCUCCGGAAAACUUCGUUCUUCCGCCGCCGCCGCCACCACCCUUGCCUGAGGUUCUGAACGGAGAGCUCAAUGCAAUGGUUGUUACUCAACCAGAAUCAGGUACAGCCAGAUCACAAUGUGAGCCACACUUGGAUUCGCUUCAACCUGUCACACAGAACGGCACAUGCACGAACUCCACUACCAUACCGAGCACUGUUACUUCACUCAAUCCAUCGCCACUCUCCCUUGGAGUGACAUCAGAACGUCCGAAAGGUACACGCCCUGGUGCAACUGGAGCUUGUCGACGACCUGCCGUCCCACAGCGUGCCCCAUCCACUCGAUUGUCUAGUGUGCCGGUUACUUGCAACGGGCUCGAAGAAUUUCGGCCCCGAUCAGUGGCCGUGGACUCUUUGGUCCUGCUACAAGAGUCCCGAGGUUCUGCGGAAUCGUUACCAAAUCCUCACAUAAAAUCUCCUUCAUCAGACCGCGUCUCGCCUGUCUCACUAAGACAGACUAAUUUGGAGGAGGAGGAGGAGGAGGAGAGCACCAUCGAUCAAACAGUACCGCCCGUCUCAGAUAUUAUUCGUCGGUUUGAUCGUCGAGACCAAACAGUUGCCGUCGGAGCUCCGUGUCGUCCCGGUCAGACACAAUCCAGACCGACUAGUCAGAUAACACGUGAAGAUUCGCGCAUGAAUCCAGUUCCGUCUUCCUCGAGCGAUGCGAUAGUGGUUACCCCGGAAAGAAAUUUCUCCACACCCACAGAUUCGUUCGGUCAGACCACGUCAGUUCAUCCCCCUGCUCCUGGUGAAAACUGUCCAAACUCCGGUCCUUCAUCUGCUGUGCAACAAAGUGCCCGAGGUUUCAUGCUAUCUCGAAGCACUUCUGUGGAUACGACUCGUCCAACCGUGCCCAUGCCUCCGGUCAGCCCAUUGGCCAGAAAACCCAGUUCACCGACUCCAUUUCCAACAUCCUGCGGCACUACUGGCCAAUUUGGCAAAUUGUCGGUUGUGCCGGAUCCGGUUUUGCCUGCGCGGGUUCGCUCAACUCAGCCUGGCAUGUUUCUUCUCACAUUUCGUGUGCCAUUAGCGGCACACAAAUCGACUGGCGCAAUUAUCCAAGGUGCUGCUAGUUCUAACCCUCGGGUCGUUCGUUCCUUGUAG